Molecule: messenger RNA, 806 nt
Organism: Rattus norvegicus (Norway rat)
Lineage: Eukaryota; Metazoa; Chordata; Mammalia; Rodentia; Muridae
Gene: Timm13
Product: translocase of inner mitochondrial membrane 13
Exons: 3
Coding region: 36-323 (95 amino acids)
Biological process (GO): protein insertion into mitochondrial inner membrane
Cellular component (GO): mitochondrial intermembrane space chaperone complex; mitochondrial inner membrane
Source: RefSeq, marked validated
GCGCGCGCUACCGCGACCCGGUUGUCUGAGCAGCCAUGGACAGCGGAUUCGGCUCGGACUUCGGCGGCACGGGUGGUGGGAAGCUGGACCCGGGAGCCAUUAUGGAACAGGUGAAAGUGCAGAUCGCCGUGGCCAAUGCGCAGGAGCUGCUACAGAGGAUGACGGACAAGUGUUUCCGGAAGUGCAUCGGGAAGCCCGGGGGCUCCUUAGAUAACUCGGAGCAGAAAUGCAUCGCCAUGUGCAUGGACCGGUACAUGGACGCCUGGAACACCGUGUCCCGCGCCUACAACUCCCGACUGCAGCGGGAACGAGCCAACAUGUGACCAGGACCUGUGCCUCACGGUCGGAACUGUUUUCCCUACCAGUAACGGCAGCUCCUUCCAGCCGCCCCGAAGUCUGGCAGCAUGGAGGGCUCCGGGGUCGAGGCCUCUACCCAGGGCUGCUGCGUCCAGCUCAGUCUCAGAAGAGAGUGAGGACCUGUUCGAGCGCGGGGAUCUGGCUGGCCCCACUGACCUGUGACCUCAUGAGAGCAGGCCAAUAAAUCGCUGCUGGGGCAGAAAACCUGGCGUGUCACCUCACUGCUUCAGUUCCCUUCCCCAGAGUAGGCCCCGACCUCCCAGGGUAUCUUUCUCCUUGGUGUCUCUGGGCUGCUGGCUCUCGGGGAAUUCGGAGCGUGGUCUCAGGUGCCUCUUCAUCCCAGAUAGAGACCAGCCAGGAUAAGAAGCAUAGCUCCGGGUAGCUCAUCAGCUGUCCUGCAUGAGGCCCAGGGUGCCAUCCUCAACUCUGAAUAAACCAAUUGUGGUGCA